Messenger RNA from Striga hermonthica, 810 nucleotides. Lineage: Eukaryota; Viridiplantae; Streptophyta; Magnoliopsida; Lamiales; Orobanchaceae. The record is from the annotation of a GenBank genome assembly.
AACUUACCCCAUGGGAGAGCACAUAUCUAGACGAGCUCCAUGAACGAAGAAAUCGUGAAGCGUACGAGCAACAACUCAUGGAAGGGCAAGGAGCAAUGGUGGGUGAAGUUCAAAACCGUGAAGAUGAUGGUGCGCUUAAUUUUCUAAUCCUUGAAGACAAGGAAAGUCUUGAAGAGGAGGGGAAUGAUAUGGAAGUGGUCAUCAACCCCGGUGAGUCAGACGACGAGGAUGGCGAUGGCCUCGAUAUUUGGUUGGAGAACACGAUGGAGGAGCCGACAAGUCCAAUAUACCGACCAUCAUGCGUACGAGAUUGGCCAAAAGAGUGUGGUCCGCAAUCAAAGCUUAAGCCUAAGAAGCGCAAGACCAAACGAGCCCGAAGGAAACGCAAGUCGAAGACUAAGGAAUCAUACUGUUGGUGUAAACCUUGUACAAGGAAGAGACGAGCACGAAAGAAGGAGGCUAGAAGGCGCGGGUUGCGAUGGGAGAAAGAUGGAUGGUGGAUACCGGCCGAGGAUUGUGAGAGGUUGAAAGGUUGGGAUCCAUGGCCUGAACCAACGGUGACGAUCGCCGACGAAAAGGGCGACGGCGAUCGGCUCAUGGGCGAAUGGCGCGCAUCGGCCCAUGAUGCGCGCGGGUGGACGGAACAGGAUGAUGUGUGCGGGAACUCGGUGAGCGGGCAAGUCGCGGACGUCGACUGGGACGCAUUGGCGUUCGGUGGCGUAACGUCGGGGCGCGAUAGGCGCGCAUGUAAGCAGUCCGCUGGCAGAGGAGGUGCGUGCAACGCGGCAGGCGCACGGGGGUGCGCAGGAG